This is a messenger RNA of Plasmopara halstedii, 939 nucleotides long. Its product is annotated as choline-phosphate cytidylyltransferase b. Gene Ontology annotation, biological process: CDP-choline pathway. Lineage: Eukaryota; Oomycota; Peronosporomycetes; Peronosporales; Peronosporaceae. The coding region runs from base 1 to 939 and encodes 312 amino acids. The record is from RefSeq and is a predicted model, not a curated record. The transcript has 3 exons. Gene Ontology annotation, molecular function: choline-phosphate cytidylyltransferase activity; phosphatidylcholine binding.
AUGACGAGAAAGAGACGUGCUACGGAGAUGAACAACGCGGGAGAGGCGGAAGACAAUCACCAUGUUCCUGCUGCUGAGGAGAUGAAGCAUGCGGCUGAGGACUCGAGAGAUGAUUACGAUGACAGUAGCGUCAGCAGCCAGGAGAGCGGACCGAUAGAGCCACAGCCGGAGCCAUACCGCAAGAAAUUAAAGGAGGGCGAGCCUGGUACUCUUACUGGUCGUCCAUUGCGACUUUAUGCCGAUGGCAUCUUUGAUCUCUUUCACUUUGGACAUGCUAAAGCUUUGCAACAGUGCAAGGAAGCCUAUCCCAAUACUUACCUUCUGGUUGGUUGCUGUAGUGACGAGAUCACGCACAAACUCAAAGGUCGAACUGUCAUGACAGAUCAGGAGCGAUAUGAGUCUUUGCGUCACUGCAGGUGGGUGGAUGAAGUAGUGGAAGACGCUCCCUGGGUACUUUCAGACGAAUUUUUGGAAAAGCAUCAAAUUGACUACGUAUGCCAUGAUGCGCUACCGUACUCGGACACAUCAGGAGAGGCAAGCGAAGGCGAUGUCUACGCUCGGAUCAAAGCUAUGGGAAAGUUUCUUGAAACUCGACGAACAGAUGGCAUUUCGACAUCAGAAUUGAUCAUCCGUAUCAUUGCCGAGUAUGACACGUUCAUUCGUCGGAAUUUGCAGCGCGGAUACACGGGCAAAGAUAUGAACGUCCCAUUUAUCAAAGAAAAAACGAUUAAGUUUGAUAUGGCAGUAGAUAAAGUGCGCAAUGACGUCGAUGGCUUUGUGCAUAAAUGGAUGAGCAAGGCCGACGACAUGCAGCACAAUUUUCUUGAACUUUUCAGCAAGGAAGGCCGUCUGCGUACUUCAUUCCGUAAGCGCCGAAAAAUCAUCAAAGAGCGAUUAUCGGAGCGGAUGUCGGAGAUGGCGCGUGAAGGAUUGUGUUAA